GAUUUGCACCAAUAACUACGCAGCGGUACAUUUCUGCCUUUGGGGAUUCAUCGGACUGACACCUCCAACCUUAUUUACGCGCAAUUUCAAAUGAUGUGAACGGCUUUGUUGGAUGCUCCGCUCAAAUUUGAUCCUCAACUGAAGAGUGGUUGUGAGGUGGCAACCGAGGAUGCGCACCGAGGUGCUUCCAUGCACAAUAAGAGGGGUGGAGAAUUUGCAAUCAUAAGCCCUAAAUUACUUCCAUAAAGAAGAAGGUUAAUUUCUGAGCUUGUUGAUUUGACGUAAUUGCGUCACCCGUGACAAGAUUGGAUGACAUGAGCUUGCACAACCGGAGCCAAAGCAGCGCGCGGCGCAGUGACUACGAGUGGCAAUAUGAAUACUACGACGAGGAGCCCGUCUCUUUUGAGGGACUCAAAGCACACAGAUACUCCAUUGUAAUCGGCUUCUGGGUUGGACUUGCAGUGUUCGUCAUUUUCAUGUUUUUCGUGCUCACGUUGCUCACAAAGACAGGAGCGCCACUGCAAGAAAGUACAGACACCGAGAACCUGCCCGGUCCAGGCAACGGUCUCGUGAACAUCAUCAGUCAGAAAGACGACACCGACGACAUAACAGUUCCUCGUCCCUUUCUGGAGGAAUCCUGCCCCUACUUUAAUUCCUACAUCAGUGACGGUGAAGAGGCAAAGCGGUGGCAAAAGCCCAAAGCGAAGCCCAACGGAUCACGGGGGACCUUCAACGGGACCGGAGGUACCACCUGUGCGGUGCCUCAACAGGAGGAGCGCUUAGAUGAGCGGAAGACAGAAACGGACUUCUUGCCCCACUUCAACAUCCCAAACUUUAUCACCUUUGAGCACAACUCAUUGGGAGAAGACGACCUGCUGUGUGAGUCACCGAUCACACCGGAAGAGAACAUUUGAGCCAUCCUCCAAAACGAUACCUCGAAAGAUUAUGGAGUCGAAGUCAAGAUAUGAAAAGAUGCCUUUCGAGGAAAUUGUCGUUCUAAAAUAUGAAUUCAAAAUGGAGGAGAGAGUGCGGUAAUAACAAAAGCUACAGCAGACAACAUUUUGAUUGUUUGGGCUUGCCAGAUGUUUGAAUUCUGCUGAGUGCUCAAGUAGCUCACAAAAGGAUGACUGAGUCAACACACGCUGCAGUAGCCAGAGUGUGACAAAUGGCUUUUACUGGAUAAAUGUGUCACAAGGGUGAUAGAGAGGAAAAAAAAAGAAACCUCUCAGUGGAUGAACGAAUGCUCGAAAGGUUCACUUUC
Syngnathus acus (greater pipefish) is the source of this 1261-nucleotide messenger RNA. RefSeq names its product melanocortin-2 receptor accessory protein 2A-like. Gene Ontology annotation, molecular function: corticotropin hormone receptor binding; type 4 melanocortin receptor binding; signaling receptor regulator activity. Gene Ontology annotation, biological process: regulation of adenylate cyclase-activating G protein-coupled receptor signaling pathway; protein localization to plasma membrane. Lineage: Eukaryota; Metazoa; Chordata; Actinopteri; Syngnathiformes; Syngnathidae. The transcript is spliced from 3 exons. The record is from RefSeq and is a predicted model, not a curated record. The coding region runs from base 315 to 914 and encodes 199 amino acids. Gene Ontology annotation, cellular component: endoplasmic reticulum; plasma membrane.